CUCGGGCGAGGAGCACACGCCGGCAUUAGGAGAGGAGCUUAGGCUGCACGGAGCCUCCACCACCACCACAGAGGAACAAAACGCAGGAGCGAGCAGGACAUGAUUUCUGGGUGUUUUGUGGAACGCAAGAGCGCAGCGCAAGACUUUGGCACCGCGUUAAAACGCAGCUGUGGACACGCGGAAUCCGGCUUCCCAGGCUGCGAGAUCUGUUACUUUACGAGUCCCGCCUGCUGCUAAUAGUAAAACCCUCCAAGUGAGGAAGAGAGCUCCGUGUGCGCAAAACACGCGGGGACGCAGAGGCGGUGGAUCCGCGGAGUGGGAGCCGCUCGUUUGGACCUUGACGCGCAGUGGAGCCGCUGUCCUCCCCGGAGCGCAGAGAUCCACCCGGAGCCUCCCGGCUUGGGAACACGCAGUUCUGAUGCAGGAGUUUGUUUGGACGCUGUUUGCUGGAUGAGGUUCUGGUUCCAUCUCUCCUCCGAAUGGACAGAUUCACCCAGAAAACCCCCCUGCGCAACUGAACAUCUGAAUUCCGCCAGUGACAUGUAGUUGUCACUUAGUUUUCUCCUCCUAUGGUUUAAUAAUCUCCGUGGGAUUAUUACUCAAGAUCUUUCAUUUCCACUGUAACCAGUGUCUUCCCUGUUUGGUCCUGAAGGGGUGUGGAUCUCUCUUCCCCCUGUUCCCUUUUUUUUAAUUUCUCGUUUUUGGAGAAUAUCUAUCUACACGAGGUGGAAACAUUCGAAACUUCAAGCUCCCCGCGAGUUUUCUGAAUCAUCCAAGAUGGAUUUUGUGCCAUCGCUGAUUGGAUUUUUAAUGGCAAUGUGUCAUCUGGCGUUUAGAGUCAGAGGAGAAGAGGCAUCGGAGUGCGGCGGGAUGUUCGAUGCCAGCAAAGCGGGCUACAUCACCUCCCCCGGUUAUCCUCUGGAGUACCCGCCUCACCAGAACUGCCACUGGAUCAUCACGGCGCCGGAGUCAUCGCAGCGCAUCGUCCUGAACUUCAACCCGCACUUUGAGAUCGAGCGGCUGGACUGCAAGUACGACUUCAUCGAGAUCCGUGACGGGACCUUGGACACCGCAGACGUCCUGGGUCGGCACUGCAGCAACAUAGCCCCGGCACCAAUCAUCUCCUCCGGCCCCUCCCUGCAGAUCAAGUUCGUCUCGGACUACGCCCACCAGGGGGCGGGCUUCUCCCUGCGCUACGAGAUCUUCAAAACAGGGUCGGAAUUCUGCUUCCGCAACUUCACCAGCCCGUCCGGCAUGAUCGACUCGCCGGGCUUCCCCGACAAAUACCCGCACAACCUGGAGUGCUCCUACAUGAUCAUCGCCCCGCCGCGCAUGGACAUCACCCUCACCUUCCUCACCUUCGACCUGGAGAACGACCCCCUGCUGGUGGGAGAGGGCGACUGCAAGUACGACUGGCUGGACGUGUGGGACGGGCUGCCGCAAGUGUCGCCUCUGAUUGGCCGGUACUGCGGGACAAAGAUCCCCCCGGAGAUCCAGUCGUCCUCCGGCCUGCUCUCCCUUUCCUUCCACACCGACAUGGCCGUGGCCAAAGACGGCUUCUCGGCCCGCUACAACAUGACGCACAAAGAAGUCACCGACUCGUUCCACUGCAGCAUGGCACUCGGCCUGGAGUCGGGCAAGAUCAGCGACGAUCAGAUCAGCGCGUCCACGACCUUCUACGACAGCCGCUGGUUGCCCCGGCAGGCCCGCCUCAACAACGACGACAACGCUUGGACGCCGUCGGAGGACAGCAACAAGGAGUUCAUCCAGGUGUGUGUCUGUGUGCAGGAUCGCACUGCAGAACCCACCACGCCGGCCGAAACGGUCACGCCAACUCUGCCUCCCAACACCGAGACCACCACCGUCCCCAUCACGACGACAGCGGCCACCUCUUCUUCAUCAGACAGCGUGUGCGACUUUGACCACGGCCUGUGUGGGUGGACCCACGACCCCAACGCCCCUCUCUUCUGGUCCCUGCACAGCCAUGAGCUCAACAGCUAUCUCUACAUGGACGCCAGCCUGAAGACGGAGCAGCAGCGCGCCCGCCUCGUGAGCCCCGUGGUGGCGGCGGAGACCGGGCCCCUGUGCCUCCUCUUCUCCUACCAGCUGUGGGGCGAGGCCCAGGGCCACCUGAAGGUGCUGCUGCGGGACGCCCACAGCGAGGAGACCCUGCUCUGGACGCUCACGGACGACCAGGGCUCCCUGUGGAAGGAGGGCCGCACCAUCCUGCCUCGCUCCCCGAAAGACUUCCAGGUUGUGAUGGAGGGUUUCUUCGUGCACGGCACCAGAGGACACAUCUGGAUAGACAACAUCCACAUAAGCUCCAGCACCCCCCUGAAAGAGUGUACACAACCCUUCGCUGCGUUUCCUCCUGAAAACCCAGGGGGAGGCGUUCCUGUGCCUCCCUUGCCCAUCCACUGGUAUUACAUUAUGGCCGCCGGAGGCGCCCUCCUUCUCCUGGCGGUGGCCAUCUUGGUCAGAGCCCUCUGUUGCUGCCGACAACACCUGGCCACCAAGAAGAGCCAGCUGUCGGUGGCCUAUCACAGCUCCUCGCAGUGCUUCCAGUAUUCUAACUGGUCGUCCAGUAUGGCCGCCCCAGGGGUGGAGCCAGUCCUGACAGUGAGACUGGACAGCCGGGACCGACACCGCACCCUCUGCUUGGACAGCUACCAGGAACGGAAACCCAAUGAAUUUGGAGAUGGGCGACUUUUCAGCGGCAGAGACCCUCUGGGGGGAGUCCUGCAGUUCCCCGAGUGGAACACGGCGUCUCCGUCAUCCGACCCCCCCGUCACCCGCGUCUCAGAGAAGGACAACUCGUGGCUCUACACCCUGGACCCCAUCCUGGUCACCAUCAUCGUGAUGAGCUCCCUGGGCGUGCUGCUCGGGGCGGUGUGCGCCGGCCUCCUGCUCUACUGCACCUGCUCCUACAGCGGCCUGUCGUCGCGCUCCUCCACCACCCUGGAGAACUACAACUUCGAACUGUACGACGGCCUCAAGCACAAGGUCAAACUGAACCAACAGCGCUGCUGCACCGAGGCGUGAGGGGAGGAGCCGCGAGGGGAGACGGGCCGAGAGGGCGACGCUUCGAUUGUGGAAACCUCUCGCUGUUUUUCUUCAUUUCCUCCAGUUUCACUUUAGCCUCAGUUUACUCCCUUGAUGGUGCAGAUCCCCCCACCCCCCCCCCACCCCCGGACACACGGAAAACGUGGCGUUGUUUUUUUGCGGCGAAGGAGCCAACGAAGGACUGGGGUUACCCUGUUCCAUUGCGGGGGGGGGGGGGGUGUUAAGCCUCAACAAACAAAUAUCUACACAUAUCAGCUACAGUUUCCCGCUCCACCUGAAGUGAACUGUGUAUCAAUGCAUCAUAGAUUUGUAAGAGGUGUGUUUUUUGCGACUGUCCGCUGCACACAUGUCGUGUUGAAGAGGUGGUAGGUUAGGAACGUGCUUAGAAAGCGUCUGUUUUGCUCACAUGUGAACACAGUGGCCUAGAACUUAGCUCCUUUGUGUGGCACGUUGACGUUUUCUCUCCUCUUUUUUUUGUUUUUUUUUGCGUUGCAUUCCGUCCCAGACUCUGCUACCUAUCAGCCUCAGUUAUCCUCUUAGCUCCAGACAUCCCUCUCUUUCUGUUUUAAUGUUUUCGUUCUGGCCGGUUGCCAGUCCGCCACGGAAGAUAAGUAGUGAGGGAAAAGAAACUGAGAAACGUGUAAGUGGUGCGGGGUCGGGAUUUGAACGCAUUCUUUCCAAGGCGGAGAGACGUUAUUGUUAGAUUUAGUUGUUGCUGGUUCCUGUCAAAGAGAAGGUCGUGUUUACAUUGUGGUUAAUUGUGAAAAGGUCAAGGAGCUUCGGUCGGUGCAACCUAUGGAUUGCUGGUAUAUAAAAAAAAAAAAGGAGGGAAUGAGAAAGACGAUGAUUGACAGCGCACUAAAAACAAAAUCCCCUGCCUCUCUCCUCCUCCUCCUCCUCCUCCUCCUCCUCACUCUCUCACAGGGGUAAUGUUCUCUCUGGGCUCUCGCAAAGGAUUGAAAACAAAUGCAGAGCCAGAAAAAAAGAAAACUCUUUUAGUGAGUGAGUGAGAGAGUGAGAGAGAGAGCGCCCGGACACACGACAAGCCUUAAAAAGCAAAAACUGUUUGCGGAAAGAAAGGAUCGCUGAGGCUUCACCGAGACACGAGGGAUGAUCUAUCCCUCUCUUUCUUUAUGGGGACCUCGAAAGCCAUGAUUUAAAGGACCUACCCCCCCCCCCCCCCCCCCCUCCCAUCACCCCUGACACAUGCAAACACAUCACACACACACAACCCCACGGACAUUUUUUGGAGUUUGGGUUUUCGAAGCAAAUGGGAAAGAGUCUGGUCUUGCACUUGCUGUGAAUGGACUCGUAAGCCAUGAGAAGGAGAGGGUGAGAGACCCUUCCAUGCACUUGCACACACACACACACACACACACACAAACACACACAUUACUCCACUUGUAUGUACAGAUGUAUAUACAGAAACACACACACACACACUCUGGACGCUCUGAGAGAUGCUACAAAUGAAGGGAAUGAUGGCUGCUGCUGCUGAGAGGUUUAUAUUUGACACCGUGAAGAACAUUGGAUUCAACAUGUCAUCCCCUUGACCCUCUCUCUCUCACACACACACACACACACACACACACACACAAACACACACACUGACACACACAAGCUGUCCCUCUCCUCUGAGGCCCGCAUCUCUGGACCCCACUGACUCUCUUCAAAGUGCCUUGGAGCCUCGGGGGGGUCCAGCUUGCCUUGACGGAGCCAGAAUCGGACACAGGAACUUGACAGUGACGGUCGCAGUGCCCCCCCCCCCCCCCCCCCCAACCCCAGGAGGACCAAACUAAAGUGUAAAAGGACCGGACGCCCCCCCCCCCCCUUUCGCACUGCUCGGACUGCUGUUGUUGUUGUUGUUUUGAAAAGGGGUCUUUGUACAGAAAAAGCUCUUUUUAUGAUUGUUAUUAUAAUUAUUGUUGAUUAUUUAAUAAAGGAUUUAUACCAUA
Messenger RNA from Platichthys flesus (European flounder), 5018 nucleotides. It is a transcript of the gene nrp2a, whose product is annotated as neuropilin 2a. The record is from RefSeq and is a predicted model, not a curated record. Lineage: Eukaryota; Metazoa; Chordata; Actinopteri; Pleuronectiformes; Pleuronectidae. Gene Ontology annotation, cellular component: membrane.